This is a messenger RNA of Hemibagrus wyckioides, 5546 nucleotides long. RefSeq names its product cAMP-specific 3',5'-cyclic phosphodiesterase 4D-like. The transcript is spliced from 16 exons. Gene Ontology annotation, molecular function: 3',5'-cyclic-AMP phosphodiesterase activity. Lineage: Eukaryota; Metazoa; Chordata; Actinopteri; Siluriformes; Bagridae. Gene Ontology annotation, biological process: signal transduction. The coding region runs from base 859 to 2931 and encodes 690 amino acids. Gene Ontology annotation, cellular component: perinuclear region of cytoplasm; cytosol; nucleus. The record is from RefSeq and is a predicted model, not a curated record.
UCUUGUAUGCAGCAGCACUUUUUUCUUCAAAGAGUUAACACUGGAGACUUUCCAGGAAGACUGGAGCCUCUCAUCCUGUGGGUCCUCCCCCUGUGUCAGUGCUGUGACCUCACUGUUCAUCUGGCACUGGUUCAAGAACGCUAAAACACGUGCACACGGCUGCAAACACACACACACAUACACGCUAUAUCAGGGCAGGGAGAGAUUCACAGAUGAGUUCAGCUGUCAGCUCCGGGCUGAGCUGAGACAGGGAGAGGGUUUGCAAAUAAGAAUCUGCAGAAGAAAGCAAGAGAUAAAGAGAGACGCAGGAAAUAGUGGGAAAAUGGCGUGAAGAUCAAGAACACUAACGGAUCCACACAAUAACACAGGAAGAGUGGUGGCAAAGAGGAAAGCCGGUCCUUUUUUUUGUUCCCCCUCUGUCUGGAUGGUGUUAGAUCUUUCUUUAAAGCUCUGCGUGUCAUCCUGCAUAUGUAAACCAGUGGGCUGUGCUUUGUGCAAAAUAGGCUUACCACAGGAAUCGCACAAAAAGCCUAAUUUCAGGAAGAGAAGGAAAAAACAUGCGACACGCACGGCUCCGAGACGACAGGCACGGCUGAAAGAGCUCGGGUGGACCAACCUGCUUUUCUAGAGGAGGGAUGAACGCUGAAGCCAAGAGAGACUUGAGACAGCGUGGAGGCUUCUGGACUGACUCAAAGGGAGUUGAUUACUCAUGCGACUUUGGUUUCUUGCUUUGUGACUUGUCAGAGAUGGGAACCAUGUGCGGCUUGAAGAGGGCAUGGGCACACGUAAGGAAAAGCUAAAGAGUGCAACUAGAGGACAAAUUCCCGGGAAGUGCGAGAAAGCCAAACGGAGGGAGCUAUGAGUUUGCCGACUAACUGUGUCUUUCUCACUCCAGCUGACCGGGCUUUCAAAGUCCGAAAUGGGAAUAUCUACGGAUCGCCCUGCGCAGUAAACCGUCCGAUCGACAUCUUGCAGAAGCGCAGGCGUUUUGAUGUUGAAAAUGGACCGUCAGUGGGACGAGCGCUGGACUCUCAGGUCAGCCCGAGCUCUGGCCUGGUCCUGCAGGGUAACUUCCCCCACAGCCAGCGACGCGAGUCUUUCUUGUACCGCUCCGAUUCAGACUUUGACAUCUCACCAAAAGCCAUGUCUCGAAAUUCCUCCACUGCUAGUGAGCUGGAAGAGGGCUUGAAACAGUGGGAAGUCAGUUGCCUGCCUCGACAUGAAGACAUGAUUGUAACACCAUUCGCACAGGUCCUGGCUAGUUUGCGGACAGUGCGGAGCAACUUCGCAGCAUUGACUCAUCUGCAGGAUCGGGGAAGUUGCAAACGGCCAUCAGGUAGUAAUCCUCCAUCUGUGUGCAAGCAGGGUGUGCCAGAUGAAACAUACCAGAAGUUGGCGAUCGAGACCCUGGAAGAACUUGACUGGUGUCUGGACCAAUUAGAGACCCUUCAGACACGUCACUCGGUCAGCGAGAUGGCCUCAAAUAAGUUUAAAAGAAUGCUGAACCGUGAACUUACCCAGCUGUCAGAGACGAGCCGCUCAGGAAACCAAGUGUCAGAGUUCAUAGCUAGCACAUUUUUAGAGAAACCGCACGAUGUGGAGAUCCUGUCUCCGCCACCGAAGGAGAAGGAGAAGAAGAGACGUCCCAUGUCUCAGAUCAGCGGGGUGAAGAAGUUAACGCACAGCCCGAGCCUGGCCCCCAGCCGCAUCCCUCGCUUCGGGGUCAACACCGAGCACGAGAGCCUGCUGGCCAAGGAACUCGAGGACAUUAAUCGCUGGGGUCUUGAUAUCUUUAAGAUAGCAGAGCAUUCAGGGAAUCGGCCGCUGACGGUGAUCAUGUACACAAUAUUUCAGGAACGAGAUCUGCUGAAGUCCUUUAAGAUCCCAACCGACACAUUCAUCACCUUCAUGAUGACCCUGGAGGGCCACUACCACACUGACGUGGCCUAUCACAAUAACAUCCAUGCUGCUGACGUAGUGCAAUCCACACACGUUCUCCUCUCCUCGCCUGCUUUAGAGGAUGUCUUCACUGACCUCGAAAUCAUGGCUGCUUUGUUCGCUAGUGCCAUACACGAUGUUGAUCAUCCUGGAGUGUCAAACCAGUUCCUCAUCAACACCAACUCUGAGCUGGCUCUGAUGUACAACGACGCGUCCGUACUGGAGAACCACCACCUGGCCGUGGGCUUUAAACUCCUGCAGGAAGAAAACUGCGACAUCUUCCAGAACCUGAGCAAGAAGCAGAGGCAGUCACUGCGCACGAUGGCCAUCGACAUGGUAUUAGCCACAGACAUGUCCAAGCACAUGAAUUUCCUGGCAGCCCUAAAGACCAUGGUUGAGACAAAGAAAGUGACCAGUCUGGGAGUAUUGUUGCUGGACAACUACUCGGACAGAAUACAGGUUCUCCAAAACAUGGUGCACUGUGCCGACCUCAGCAACCCUACAAAGCCUCUGGAGAUCUACAGGCAGUGGACAGACCGUAUCAUGGUGGAGUAUUUCACCCAGGGUGACCGGGAGCGAGACAAAGGCAUGGAGAUUAGCCCCAUGUGUGACAAACACACUGCUUCAGUGGAGAAGUCUCAGGUGGGCUUCAUUGACUACAUCGUACACCCUCUAUGGGAGACAUGGGCUGACCUCGUCCACCCGGACGCCCAAGACAUCCUGGACACGCUGGAGGACAACCGCGAGUGGUACCAGAGCAUGAUUCGCCACAGUCCUUCACCUCCACCCGGGGAACAGGAUUCACACAGCGCCAUCGGAGCCUCCACUGGUGAAAAGAUCCAGUUCGAGCUGACGCUGGAGGAGGAGGGCGAGUCGGACUCAGAGAGCCCUCAGGAAGCAGAGCACAGCGAGUCGGAGAGCCCCGCGAUUCGAUGCCGCAGGACGUUAUCUCCUGACACAAUGGACAAGCAAGCUGUUAGAGAACGAGACUAAAGAGACAAACUGUGCAUAGCUAGGUGCAUGGCACUGCUGUCCUAAUGACACGUCUCAGCGAUAAUUUACUCCUAAAUCUGUGAUGAACUUCAGUGUGGCUGUAGCAGGCUCCAAUCGAGCAAUGCGCCCCAUACCAGCUAAUGAGAUAACUCCUCAUUUCACCUAUUAGACACAUAUUUCCUGGUUUUUUUGCUGCCAGAUAAGCCUUUUAGUCCUAGCUUCUUAAGAUGCAUUUGUGUCCAGCACACAGGUGGCUGUAAUGAUCACUCAGUGACCGAGGAGAGAUCUGAGGAAUGCUCGGCCUCUUCGGGGUCUAUUAACAAAGCAAGGAGGUCUUCUGAGAAAGAGAGUCUUCCUUCACAUGAUGUACAUGUUGUCUGUAGAGGAAAUUGUAAUAUUUAUGGAAAGCUAACAGGGUCGAGGAACUGUUUUGUUUUUUGUUUUUUUUGCACCAUACCAUUAGUUUCCGGACAAGUUUCAUUUAUCUUUUUAAAUAAUUCAUUUAGCAUUGAUUUUUAAUUUUCCAGUAUUUGUAGUCACAUUGAUCAGACGAAUGGACAAGUGACCGUCAUGCCAAAUAUUAGCUCCAGAUGAAAUAAUGACACUAAUAACCUCAGGAUAUAAAUAAUUAUUUCACUUUUAAUGUAGCAAGGUACCCCUGUAUAUUAUAUAUUACCCAGUGCAUCUUUAUUACAGACCACUAAAAAACAUUUAUACUGGUUUUCACCCAUAAAUCUCAAUACUCACCUUCAUGUAUCUUAAUAAUUCAUCAGAUCUUGAUAUAGUGAAACAGACCCAAUCCAGAUGUUCAGACUCAGCACAGCUGGAUCAUGAGGCACUGCUUGGUUUGAGUAUUGAUUCCAGCCUAUGUGUUAAGAUCCAAAUCUCAUCUGUGGCUUAAACCAGUUUAUGCUAUACCAUGGAUGUGGUAGCUCAGUGGUUAAGGUGUUGAGCUACUGAUCAGUAGGUUGUGAGUUCAGAUGCCCCCCCCCCCCUGCUCAGCUGUAUAAAUGCGAUAAAAGUCGCUCUGAAUAAGGGCAUCUGCCAGGUAAUGUAUGUUAUAGCAACAAGGAACCCUAACGGUAAUUUAUCCUUAUAAUACAAGAUAUUUUAUAGUUUUUAUAUAUGCAAGUUUUCCACUGAACGAUUUUAUUAAUAGCCUCGUGUUCCUUUUGAACGCGACUAGCAUUUCUUCAACAAGAAAUCCACAUGAUCCUCAUAUUAAUCCUCACCAUUAACGCACAAUCUUCAUUUUUUUUAGGUCCACCAUUUAUAUGCCUCUUUCACUGACCGUCUAGUCUCUUUACACCGUGUCCUACGUGUCCCCCCAGCCUUUGCCGUAAGCACUACUUCUACACCGGUCUCUGAAAACAGUGACGAGUGAGAAAAGAAGGUCUUACUCUUUAGAAGAAAAGUGAUCAUUAUCCCGUAUGCUUGAUAUCACUGUGCUAGUCUUGUUUUCCUGUGAAUCCAGAGCUUUCUCACAGGAAUGAAAAAAAAUAAUACAAGCACAUUAGCAGCAGAAUCGCCAAUCGCUAUGAAUUAUAUUUCAAUUGAUCAUGUUAUAUAUAUAUUUUUCCUUAAGUGUUUCUGUUAUAAAGUGAACGACUACGUGAAAGCUAAAUGCUCAAGUCUAUGUGCACAAACAUCCGUUUCAAUCCUACUGAACUACAGAAUAAACAAAGUAGAGCUGAGUAGAAUAUCCAGGGGUACCCUUUAUCCAUUUCUUAAAUCAUCACUCGUGUUUGUAUUAUAUGUAUUUGUUUUGUCCAGAUUUAACAUCAUUGUCUCAAACGUGUUAUUGACAGCUCACCUACUGCCACAAUUUGCCGCCUCUCUGCGAUUAAGACGUGUCGUAGAAUAUUAGCCUGUGAUUUGGAUUUGGAAAGCAGAAUAAUUCCGGCACAUUUAAAGGGCUCUAGAUGAACCAGGACCCUGUAGUUCAAUGGCAUAACUUCAUUUACACAACUUUAACAGUGUUUUCAUUGAGGAUUUUAUAUAUAUAUAAAUAUAUAUAAUAUGGAAUAAACUAUAGAUAACUAGCCAAUAUUUUUUAUUGAUUAUAAUUAUAAUAAUGACAUUAUUAGGAGAAUUCGUGUCUUGGUGGCUUUGGUGUCUCUAUAUUUCAUCACAUAAAGUAAAUAUAGAAAUCCCACUUUUGUGUCCAAGAGGAAACACUAAACACGGCGGUUCUUUCAGAUAUGAGUUGACUGAGCGUCACUGAACGAUUUUGUGUACGAAUUUCACACGUGCACAACGGGAGAGCGUUCCGAUGAGAAUGAUGCGGUUUAGAUUCAUUUACUGAAGUCAUCUGUACGGUAAAAAAGCAUCAGGUUUCUUUCACAUUGUUUCAUGUCUUAUUUGAUCUUUACUGACGUGUCACAUUUUCCUCUUGAGUCCCUUUACCGGCAAGGCCAUGGAAUUGCCAAACUUAUUUGUUGUGUACGUUUGUGUGGUGUCUUUGAUCUGAAGAAUAAGAGUGUAAAAAAUGUGUUUUGCCACUCCUGUACCUGUUUCUGUAUCUUCUGUACCAUGUGUCACGUUCAAAGCCAAAAACUCCAGACUACUUCAGGUUGUUCUCUAGAACCAACAACAAUAAAUUAACUUAAGCUGUC